Molecule: messenger RNA, 2504 nt
Organism: Mycetomoellerius zeteki
Lineage: Eukaryota; Metazoa; Arthropoda; Insecta; Hymenoptera; Formicidae
Product: kinesin-like protein KIF12
Exons: 15
Coding region: 393-2459 (688 amino acids)
Biological process (GO): spindle elongation; mitotic spindle organization; microtubule-based movement
Cellular component (GO): microtubule associated complex
Molecular function (GO): microtubule motor activity; ATP binding; microtubule binding
Source: RefSeq, a predicted model, not a curated record
GGUAGCGGUGGAAUUGCAGCGGUGGUAGUGACUAAUAGCAAUAACUGUGGUUGUUGUGACGAGCAGCCGUGGCUUUCGAUCGACGCGACACCGACUAUAGGAAAACUAUGCCCCUCGAUGGCCUCCCGCAGGUUAAGACUCACCCCCGUUUGUCAGUACGACGCCGGUGGUUGUUGCUACUGCACGCAGCGGAAACGUCUCCUGCCUCUCAUGUUUGAGCCACUUCCUCGAUAACAUAGACGGGGAAAAUCGCGAUUCUUUUAACCGAAUCGAAAAAAACACACGUUGUUCGGCAGCGAUGUGGGUGAUCGUGUGCUAGCUGCGUGUUUCGAAAAGGUGCCAAGAGUUUUCCAGACGAUACAUGAAAUUGCGAAUACCCGGCAGGUUGACGAAUGGUGCUGGUGAAAAAUCCGUCCCCGACGCGCGGCCUGAGCCCCCAACGAGAACAUGGAAACAACAGCAGGUCGAGAGGACGAAGAGGUGGAGGACGGGGCUCGCGAGGAAACAGUCCCGCCGAGCAAACUGGUUCUCGAGGAAGUAGUCCAGGAAAGAGCGGUAGCUUCGACACCAAGGGAAAGGGGAAAAAUGUACUAUUACACUCACGGGGUAACGAGGCUGGCAGCAUUGAAAGAUUAAUAGACGGCGAUAAGCGGAUAAUUGCAACGAAGCAUCUACUUCCAGAAAAUAAUAUAAAUGUCGUCGUCAGAGUUCGUCCGCUCAGUAAUAAGGAAAUUAAAUCCGGUGACGAAAUGGCCGUGCAGUUUCCUGGUGAUGGACAGAUAUAUUGCGACGCGGUUACGAGCAGCGGUGAUAAAAAGCCGAAGGUAUUCUCAUACAAUGUCGUUUUUGAGCCAAAUGCUACACAGGAGGAUAUCCUGCAGUACUCCGGUAUUAAAAACCUCAUCGAAAUGGCGGUAGAAGGCUUUAGCUGCACCGCGUUUUGUUACGGACAGACUGGAAGUGGCAAAACGCAUACCCUGACUGGACCUCCGAGACUCUUCGACAAAAUGGAUCCGUACUCGGAGGACCAUGGUCUGGUCUUCCGUUCCUUCGUCUACCUAUUCAAAGUCCUUCAAGAACACGAAAAGUGCAAUUUUGUGCUGAAGGCUUCCUUCCUGGAAAUCUAUAACGAGAAGGUGAUAGAUCUCUUAAAUCCCGGCACUUCGAGAAAACCUUUGGCAGUUCGAUGGAGUAAAAAGACGCGCGGAUUCUUUGUCGAAAAUCUCUUCACGGUGGAAUGUGAGGAACUAGACGAUCUUUUGGCGGUUCUCGAAGAAGGAAUGAGAAAUAGAUCGAUCGGUACGCACAAUAUGAACGAAUAUUCCAGCAGAAGCCAUUCAAUUUUGACUAUAAAUAUAACUUCUGAGCAAGCAAUGGAGAACGGUGUGUUUAUCUCGAAACAAGGUAAAAUUAAUUUCGUGGAUCUUGCCGGAAGCGAAAUGACGAAGAAAACCCAAAGUGAGGGCAAAACCUUGGAAGAAGCGAAUAAUAUUAAUAAAAGUCUCAUGGUAUUAGGAUAUUGCAUUGCUUCCUUAAGCGAUGGAAAACGGAAAAGUGGUCAUAUUCCUUAUCGGGAUAGUAAAUUGACAAAGCUUUUGGCCGACAGUCUUGCUGGAAAUGGCGUUACGUUAAUGGUUGCCUGCGUUUCACCGGCUCGUUCGAAUGCCAGCGAAACAUUAAACACUUUGAGAUACGCUGCGAGAGCCAAAAAGAUCUCCACAAAGCCUAUUAUAGUGAUGGAUCCACGCGAAGCUCUUAUUCUCAGUUUGAAACGUGAAGUGGGGGCUCUUCAGACCGAAAACGACCAUUUAAGGAUGACUCUUCAUCUCAGUAACGAAGCUCAAAAUAUGCAUCGCAGCGAAUCGAAAAGCGAAAGAUUGAUACCCGUGUCACCGCCACCGGUGGAUCUCGAGAAAUUAGCUGAAAUGGAGAGUUCGGAACUGAGCCAGUUGAUCCAAGCAUACAUCACCGAAAACGAGGCACUACGACGAGAGAAUGCGGAGCUCUAUGCCACGCGGGAUCAAGUGAUACGGGACCAGGAACUCGUUUGCCGGGAAAACGAGAGGCUGCUCAAGAAACUUGAGGACGUAAACUUAGUUUGUUGCCGAUCGCCCAUAAUACCAGCGAGACCUUCGUACUCGGCGGAAUUAUUUUUGAAUGACAACAACGAAGACGUACCUGGUGCAACUAACGUUUGGACGAAUCCGAAUGCUGCUCCUAGUCCGGUGUAUUCCUUCUCCAAGAAUACUCUUGGUAGUGGAUUGUACAUAUCAGCUAGCAAUAUGCCAGAGAAGGUACUGAAGGAGCUCGACAAGCGCAGGAUUGUCGGCAGUUACAAUAACAUUGCCGAAGCCUACAAGGACAAGAACAGUCACCGUCGACACAAUUCAUGGGACAACAGUAAUCGGCCUAUGAUCAGCCCAGAACAAAGAAUCUCGCCAGUUGAUAUAAAUCAGUAAGUGAUUUGAUCUUAAUGUUAUCUAAUUUAUUGAUUAAUCUAAGGA